AUGGCCCCCAACAAAGUCAUCAUUUUCGGCGCCACAGGGGCUACCGGCUCCGCAGCAGCCCUGCAAGCCCAUAACGAUGGCGCCGAGAUCUCUCUCGCCGUCCGAGACCCCACCAAGUCCAUCCCCACCCUAGCCGGGAUCCCGGCCCAAAAAGUCCAAGCGGAUCUCACCAAGCCCGACACCCUUACGGCAGCAGUCCGCCAGACCGGCGCAACGGUCGCAUACCUCUAUGUGAUCUUCGGCACAGAAGACCACAUGCGCGCAAGCCUUGUCGCCCUAAAAGAAGCCGGUAUCACCUUCGUCGUGCUACUGAGCAGCUUCACCGUCAGCGAAGACCCCAGCGCCGCGCCACCCUCCGACGCGAUCCCCUACCAACAUGGCCAAGUUGAGAUCUCGCUAGCUGAGGUCUUUGGAACGAAGAACUUUGUCGCUGUCCGACCUGCUUUCUUUGCAAGCAACGCACUUUGGUUCAAGGACGGGGUUGCGCAGGGUGAGGUGAGGCACGCCAAUCCGGAUGCGGAGUUCGAUUAUAUUUCGCCGGAGGAUAUAGGGUCUGUUUGUGGUGGCAUUCUGGCGAGGGGUAUGUCGUCGGAGAACGUUGUUCCGCUUGUUGGGCAAGAACGACUUACCAUUGCCGGUGCUGUGAACUUGAUUGGGGAGGUUUUGGGUAAGAAGGUUAAGACGACGAGGAUUUCGGGUGAAGAGAUGAAGGCGGGGAUGAUUCAGCAUGGGGUUCAGGAGCUUGCUGCGAGAUGGGUUGUUAACGAUGUCACAAUGAAUCCUGGAGCUUUUUUUAAGGAGGCUGGGUACCAGCAGGCCUUGGGGAAUGUGAAGAGGUAUACCGGGAGGGAACCGACAAGAUUUCGCCAGUGGUUGGAGGAAAACAAGGGUAGGUUUGAGGUCUAA
Penicillium verhagenii is the source of this 906-nucleotide messenger RNA. RefSeq lists its product as uncharacterized. The coding region runs from base 1 to 906 and encodes 301 amino acids. The record is from RefSeq and is a predicted model, not a curated record. NCBI's taxonomy places the organism in Eukaryota, Fungi, Ascomycota, Eurotiomycetes, Eurotiales, Aspergillaceae. The transcript has a single exon.